CAUAACCGCAAACAAUGGAGAAACUUAACGGCGUUCAGGUUCAAAACGAGCCUAUUAAUCUGGAUUCUCUUCGCACACCACCUUCAUUGCCGCCCCGUGAGCUGGUCAAGGAGUGGCCAACAGAAACGCACAAGCUUGAAGAAGACCGCAAGAGGUGGGCUGUGAUUGCUUAUGAUACAGUUCUUAUUCUCUUGCCACUUGCUCUGCUCGCUAAAGCAAUUGUGGUUGCCGUAUUUGGACAAGAUGGCGACACUGGCGGCCAGCUUGAUCUCGUUUCGCCAGUGCUGAUCAGGCUGGACGAGUUCAACAGCCAAUUGGUUACCUUGUUUACCAUUGUGUUUGCGACGAUCAUUGCAACUCUUGUUAGACGAUAUGCGCUCUGGAAGUCACAAAAGGGAGCAUCCGUCGCAACGCUGGAACAGCUACAUUCUAGCAUCAGCUUGCCAAAGACGUUGUCCCUGAUCUGGUCGCUUCGGGCGUUUUCUUUGACCAGUGUAUUGUUGGUACUCAUUUGGUCGUGGUAUUACCUCGGGUCGCAAGCUGUCUCCAGAGAACUUGCCUUCCAUGAUAGCGCUGUGCCUUACAAUGUAAAAAUGGCAUAUCCAAGCUCCUCUGGCCCCUCUGCAUUCGAUUUUGGUGUGCCGAACUCGACUAUUUUGGCUAGAACGAAUGCCAGAUACCUGAGUAGUCUAAUGAGUCCAAAGGCUGGAGCUCUCGUUGCUCAAACAGAAACCAUCAGAACAGGUUGGGACGAUGGCGGCAACGCCUUGAUUCCGGUGUGGGACUUUCUUUUCGCCGAUACCUAUGAAGCAAUGCACAUGGAGACGAGCGGCUGGUGGACAACAGACCUUCCAAGCUACCAGAUAUGGUCCUCAAACAUAGGCAUUCCGUUCAAGGGGUUGUUCAAUGACAGCACCUGUUUGGGUAGCUCAGACGCCUAUGGGUGCUAUUUGUUGACUGAUCGUCUCAUUGGAAAAGUAACUAUAAACACGAGUUAUAUCCAGGCCAACUGCUCUGAAGUUGUCCUUGCAGGAGAAACAUUCGCCAACAGCACCACGCCUCAUUUUAACACGCUCUUCAACAUGACCAACGCAACCAUACCCACGAUUAAGAUCUCCCACAGAUAUAAUGAAAGCUCCAUCCAAACGUUCUGUAAUCUUACACAGACUGGAGUUGAAAUGGAGGUAGAAUGCAGUUCGCAAGGUUGCAAAUCAAUUCGAUCUCGUCCAUACCCGGACCAAAGGCUGGCUAUCGACCUCUUCUACAACACAACCAUUGCACAGCUUUUCCUUGACAACAUGGUCCAAGCUUCGGGCUCUCCUGCCUACGAUGGCGACAACUAUCUUGAUAGUGACAGCUGGUUCAGCGACGCUGUGCUCAAGCUCGAAAACUAUUCUUCAUACUACGCAGAAGAAUCUCCAGCCAAAGUGGCGCUUUUCCCCUCCCGAGCACUAACAAAGCUAUUAAAUAGUUACCUAUCAGCCUCCCAACAAGCCCUCAUUAACACCACGGAUUCUAAAGCUAUAAUAGACGGGAUCCUUGGCAAAUCCUUGAACACCUUCUCAACUGCAACGAUGAAUGGUGCACCAUACUCUCCGCAAUACCGCAUCUCUUGGCCAUGGAUGGCUCUCGAUUUUGUUUCAUGCGUAGUGUUGCUGGCAGCCUCCUCCCUUGCUGUUGCAAUUGGAAAACGCACAUUGGCUCCUGAUGUUUUUGGCUAUGUGUCAUCGCUUACCCGCGACAACCCCCAUAUCAAUCUUCCUGAUGGAGGCUCGACACUUUCAGGGUUGGACAGAGCGCGUAUGCUGAGAAAAGUGAAGGUGCAGCUGGCUGAUUUGAGCGGCGAAGAUGGCGUGGGCAGGGUUGGACUGACAGUAGCGGGAAGUGGAGACACUGGAGUAUCGAAAUUGCAAAAAGGAAAGCAAUAUAAGUAAUAUCGGGGCAGGUUCAGCAUCAUUGUAUGAUGUACUUAUGAGAUAAGAGAUAGUAGUCACAUUUUCUGUGCAAAAUUAUAUACGUAUUUC
Molecule: messenger RNA, 2024 nt
Organism: Verruconis gallopava
Lineage: Eukaryota; Fungi; Ascomycota; Dothideomycetes; Venturiales; Sympoventuriaceae
Exons: 2
Coding region: 15-1934 (639 amino acids)
Source: RefSeq, a predicted model, not a curated record